AUGGGAUUUAGGCGUAAAAAUGACGAGCCGGACCCACUAGAUCCGGUCUUCGACGAGGACCAAGAUCUCAGCGAAGUUUGGCCGCAAGUCGUGCGAGAGUAUGAGAACACCACCAAAACGAAGCUAGACACGAGGAUGACCUUCGAGAGCUUCCAGCUGCAGGUCGACGCAAGCAUAAAAGAGUCUAAUACUAAAAGUCAUCAACAUGCUCGAAAGGUUUUCAACAAUGUCGGAGCCUUUAUCGAAAAGUUUGGGAGCAUCGUCGCACAAGGAGCAGGUAUGGUCUUUGGGCCCACAGCUCAAUGCUGGAACGCGAUAAGCUUCGUUAUUCAAGCAGUACGGGGCUUCAAUGACAUGAUGGACGGGUUCGUCACUCUAAUGGAACGCUCAUCAGCCUUUCUGCGGCGCCUAGUGCACUUUAUGCAGCAAAAAAUGGGCGCAGAUGGCACCCAUCUACCGCGCAAUCUUCGCAAACCGGCGUACGAAAUUCUUGCCCUAUUCCUGCGUGUACUUCAGUCUUCAUACAAGCUAGCGACCAGCAAAAGAGAGCAUUUCAAGGCUAUGGCGAAGAUCAUUCUGUUUAGCUCCGACGAGCAGGUUGCGGAUUCACUCAAGCUCAUGGAAAGUCAUGUCAAAGACUUCACCAUGGCUGAGAUUGAUGAGAUCUUGUUAGACGUCAAAGGGCUAGCAAGACACCUUGACAAAUCGGAUGAGGAGAGGAAACGCUAUGAAAAGGAUAUCCUUGAAUACAUCCAAGAAACAUGCAGAGUUGGCGAUCAGGUUCUGAGUAUCACUCAACAGAUGAAGAGCACUUUGGAUGGUAGAGUUAGCAAGGAACAACAUGAAAAGAACCUGGACAAGAUAGCAAAGACUCUGGGACUCAAGAAACCUUCCGGGGACUGGGAGACUUGGAGCAAGCGACAUAGCGAGCUCUGCAAGACUCAUGUACCUGGAACAGGAGAAUGGCUUAGUCAAGACGAACCGGCGUUCACCCAGUGGGCUGAUCUUGAUCAGCAUGACAAGAAAGUCCUCUUCCUGAAGGCUGAUUCUGGUUUCGGCAAAACACAUCUGUUUAAUUAUGUCGUUUCGUAUCUCGAAAAGAAAUGUCGAACCCCGCGUGGACCAAAUCAAACUUUCCUGGCCUAUUACUAUUAUGGAGAGGAUAAGGAUGAUUCGCUCGAGCGAUGUAUAGGAUCCAUCGUCUACCAACUCGCAGUCGCAGAUGUUGCAUAUGCUCAAGCCGUAGUUGAAGAGUGUGGGCGACCCGCAAGUAUUGCGCGAGCUGAAGAUCGGUGGAAAAACCUGGUAACAGGUUUGCGACAUGCCAUGAAAGGCACAUACUUCAUAUGUAUGGACGGUUUCGAUGGCCGUGGCCAGUUGGACACGGCAGAAACAAUGAUGUCAACUAUUUCACAUCACACUACGUCUCCAGCGGAGCCCAACGGAAUUAUCCUGCGUUUCUUCAUAUCAGGGAACGAUGAGGCGUUCUCUGAAGUAUCACAAGCAGUCGAAAGUAUUCCUACCAUUGUUCUCGGACCCCGUGGAGACAUUGUCCGUUCUCCAGAGCGAGCUAGUGGCAAUUCAGAUAUUGCAUCGCUGCCAGAACAACUGCCUAACGCAAGUGAUCUAGAAGCUGUCACGAGGGCCCGAAUCAAGGAUGUGUGUAAGACCAAGCCCGCUCUAAAAGCGAUCCUCACCGAAGACAAUAUCAAGCUUCUGCUAGAAGGCAUCCGUGGAAACUACAAAAAUCUCGAGGCUAAGAUUACGGAGAUCAACGCUUGCGACACCAAAGGAAAGGUUCAGGACGUCAUUAACAACACAAGCGCCGACAUGGAUACCGUUCAAAGGAACAGACUCAAGACGCUGGAUGCUUUGCUGAAUUCACGUCAGGCUCACGUGCUCAAUGAUCUCCUUGUUUGGGUUGCUGGCCUGAGUUACCAACCACCGACUAAGCUACUCGAAAGCGUUCUCUUCUACAACUUUGGCGAGGAAUUUCUCCUUGCUGAUCAAAUUGCUACCACUUAUUCGCCUGUACUCGUGAUUGACAAGGAGGGCAGAGUAGGGUUGAAAGACGGCCUCAAAGACAUCCUGUCUGUGAGCGACUCCUCAGGAUCCGAAUCAGCGAUCUCUCAGUUACAUGCCGAAGCAAUCAGCGGAGCUGAAGUCAACCUCUGUCGCCGGUUCAUAAAAAAUGUGUGCGACCCGACAGAUUACGCCAGAUUCAGAUUUGACGACUUCUUCCAGGCUAUGGAACAGAAAGUCCAUAUUCAUCUUGACAGUGGAAACGACGUGAACGUUACAAUUCUUGGGAAAUGUGUUGAUGCUCUUUUCGACAGUCGGAAAGAAGAUAAGCUUGAAGAACUGCGCGACUAUGCUUCGAAGUGGUUCUACUCGCAUCUCAAAGAUCUGGUAGAGGCGCUCGACGACUUUGAGCCGAGCAGGAAAUUUCUCAUUGACAUCGGAGUCAAGCUGGCCGAUUUAAUUUACGACCCAAAGAUGAUCGACUCGUGGUUUUCCGAGAAAAGUCUGUCUUGGCUGAAGUACGACUUUUUGUAUACUGAGGACUUCAUCGAUCCUUUACUGAAGUUAUUGAAGAAUUCGCAAGUGGCCAAAGGCUACGCAAGAGAUGCAGACAAGAGUACAUGGGUUAAGGCUGUCAUGUCUGACACCGCAAAGAAAUACUCUAUCUUCAAACGCGUCGCAGCACGCUUGGCAAGCUAUUGGUUCAGCUCGACUGGAAUAACAGAUAGAAACUAUCUCUGGAUUUCUUACGGCAUGGUUGCCAAGGUAUCUAAUCCAGAUAAGCCCUUCGAAGAAUGGAAUCCGCCUUCCCUUGUAGAGACUGAUAAGUUCAUCUGCUGGGCAAAGGAACAUACAGAUACCGACAUCGACAGCUUCACCUGGGAUUCUCGUGUGGGUGCGACGUACAUUGUGUUUGAGCAUUUCAAGGAAGCCAUUGUUGCGUUGGAGAAAGCCGAGCAACACUCUCAGACAAGCUGGGGGCUGUUGUUCAAUCUAGCAAAAGCCCACGAGAGCGAGAAGAACUAUCGCACGGCAAUAAAGUACAUGCAAGACUUCAAGUCGCUCAACAAGUCAUCUCCUGAAACAGACGAUGAUUACAAGACUGCUGGCUGGGAAUUGCUUUUGCUGGAAGCAAAUUGUCACCGACAGUGCCGUGAAUACGACUCAGCCAUCAAGUGUUUUCAGGGUCUUCUAGACCAGGAUAUUGACGACUCUUCCGAAUUCAGAUGGAUUCAUCUCAACGCUCUGGAAGGACUCUUCACGACCUGGACUGAAACAAAAAGCUACCAGUCUAUCACAGAAUUUGUUCGCCAAUGGAAAGAUUCGUCAGCCCACAGUCAUGGUCCCACUUAUUGGCUGCGAAGGGCAGCAUAUUAUGAUGAUAUCCAUACCAGCAUUAUCGUCGCCGCGAAGAUUGCCAAAGUCGUGAAAGAGGUCAUCUCUUUGUACCAGGAAGCCAUUGAUUACAAGCUGCUUGACCUUUCCAAGGCGGAUGAUCAGGGGAUAGAUUCGUCUACCGAAGUAACGGAGCAGCUGCAAUACUUUCAAGCCGUUCUUAGGUUUCACGGAAGUGGAUCUCAGCAUGAUCAGCAUCUGAGUAUACAGUACUGGGAAGAGAUUAUCCGACGAUCUGACGAAGACCCAGCGUUGUAUAUGACAGCAUGGACAGCUGGUCGCAAGCUAGCUCCGACUCUUCUCGACAAGGCAGUUGCUGAACUUGUGACGGCCCCGUCAAGCUCUUCGGAGAACUACAUUAGCAAAUUGGAGAAGCUCGCAAGCUUGAACACUUCGGUAAUCUGCAAUCUUCGUCAAGGUCAUUUCGACCCUCGCCUCUGUUUGACAAGACUAUACUGCCUGAAGGGGGACCAUUCCUCAGCUGCUGUGCAAGCACAGGCUCGACUUUGCAGUGUUUUCGACAAGUGGCCUGAAGCUACAGAUGACGAUUCAUUUCAGCUUCGUUUUGCGAACCUCGCCCAAACAUUGACUGUUCUCGAUAAAGAUGAAGAUGCUAUUGCAUCGUGGCAAGCGAUCAGGCCGCAUCAACCGUCAAAUACCUCAUCUGUGGUUCCAGACAUUGUAGGUACUGCAGAGAUCUCACAGCCGAGCUCUGAAAAAUCUUCUACAAACGGUGUAUCUGCAACUGUCGACAAUAAGUCUGAAGACGUUGCAGAACCAUCUGCGUCGGUUACAACCACGGCCAAGGCGUACAUAUCGGGUUAUACAUGCGAUGGGAGCUGCGGAAUCGAAUGGAAGGAUAUUUUGGCCGACUGUUACGUGUGCAGGCACUGUCUCUGCGUACAACUUUGCCCAGGAUGUUAUGAAAAGCUUCUGACCGAUGACCUGCACCCUCUGGUCUGCAACAAGGACCACAAGAUGCUGUUUCUACCGCCAUUCGACUGGGAUGCAUGGCGCAGUAUGCCAGCAGAAAUGAUGACUGUUGGCCAGAAGUCAGUACCACGCGCAGAAUGGGUGGACAAGAUUUGCAAAGAGUUCAAUGUGCAGCAGAACGAAAUCGAUCUGAUCAAGAUGGAGAAAGCCAGAGAAUUGAAGGCUGCCAGUGUCAUUGCGGUGCAAUGGCGCAACAGAUUACAGAGAAUCAGGGCUAGAAAACAGGCGACAGCACCCAAACUUCGUCGAGUGAAGACAGUCGGAUAG
Alternaria burnsii is the source of this 4677-nucleotide messenger RNA. RefSeq lists its product as uncharacterized. Bases 1 to 4677 code for a protein of 1558 amino acids. The record is from RefSeq and is a predicted model, not a curated record. NCBI's taxonomy places the organism in Eukaryota, Fungi, Ascomycota, Dothideomycetes, Pleosporales, Pleosporaceae. The transcript is spliced from 2 exons. Gene Ontology annotation, molecular function: protein binding.